AGCCGCCGCCGCCUCUGGGCCAAUAGGAGGCCGGGGGCGGGCCCGCCCUCUAGGUUGCCUUGGAAACAGAAUCCCAGCCCUUCGGUUGCCUUGGAAACCUGAGGGAGCCUGCCCAACCGGCUGUCCAUCAUCCAUCAGUCCGAGCUGCCGGGCCCGUCGCUCCGUCCGUCCGUCCGUCCUUCCGUCCGGUCCUCGAACCGACUGCCAAGCACCCGGCCCGUGGCGCUGCCCAUCCUUCCGGCCCACCACGGUCCGGCCCCCGGGACCAGCCCGUCCGAGGCCGCCGUCCGGCCCUGCGGCCCGUCCGCCGGCCUCCUCUUCCUCCGUCCUCCCAGCCCCCCUGCUCGCCCAGCCCUGGCGACGGUGCUCCUCCCCGAGGACUCUUUCUUCCAGGAUUUCCAGGCCCAGUGCCAGGAGGAGGAGGGUUGGCAGGCCAGGUAUGCCAAGGACAACGUGGUGGUCUGUACCCGGCCCCCCCCCGGGGCCCUCCGACCGCAGCCAAGCCGCCGUGCACAAAAUCAAGGGCUGCGUGACCAUUGGCGAUGUGCCAAUCGAGACGGUUUAUGACGUGUUGCACGACCAAGAAUAUCGCAAAACCUGGGACAUCACCAUGCUCGACUCCUUCGACAUCGCGCGGAUCAACAACACCACCGACGUGGGCUACUACGCUUGGAAGUGCCCGAAACCCAUGAAGAACCGGGACGUGGUCACCCUCCGCACCUGGAAGGUGACCGACAACACCUGCAUGAUCAUCAACUUCUCCGUCACGCAUCCGAACUACCCGCCACGCAAGGACAUGGUUCGGGCGGUCUCCAUCCUGACGGGCUACUUGCUGCUCUCCACCGGCCCCCGGAGCUGCCACCUCACCUACCUGGCCCAGCUGGAUCCCAAGGGCUCCCUGCCCCCGUGGGUGAUCAACAAGGCUUCCCAGUGCGUGGCCCCCAUGAUGCUGCGGAAGCUCCAGAAGGCCUCGCGCAGCUACCCGGCCUGGAAGCGGGAGCACGGCCAGCACGUGAAGCCGUGGCGCUACCCGGAGCAGUGCACGCUGCCCGUCAUCUCCGUGGGCCAACUGAGGCACGGCGGUGGGCCGGACCCCGCGGGCGAGCCCCGGGACUAGAGGGGGACCGGCGCGGACCCCCCGAUUGCUUCGUCCUCAAUAAAGGGGCUGUUUCUGGGGGUCCCACGGCGUUUCCUUCGAGCCUACGGCGCUGGACCGAGCCCUUGGAGGAAUGC
Molecule: messenger RNA, 1233 nt
Organism: Tachyglossus aculeatus (Australian echidna)
Lineage: Eukaryota; Metazoa; Chordata; Mammalia; Monotremata; Tachyglossidae
Product: START domain-containing protein 10-like
Exons: 6
Coding region: 440-1117 (225 amino acids)
Molecular function (GO): lipid binding
Source: RefSeq, a predicted model, not a curated record